AUGGUCGCGUGCGUAAUCGCGGCUGCGCUAGCUUUAGUGGUCGCAAGUCUAUUUCAUCUACUUUAUAACUAUCGUCGUGUGAGGUACAUUCCAGGACCCGUGUUUGCUGCGUUUUCGGAUCUUUGGUGGGUGAGUGUGCAGCGGUCCUCGGGCCACGGUCGACGCCUAGCCCAAUGGCAUCGGAAGUAUGGGAAAGCCGUACGCUUGGGACCGAACAUUAUUAGCUUGAGCGAUGCUCGCGAUAUUGCAAGAAUAUAUCGGGCACGGGUUCUAGAUGAGUUGAGCCGGAAUAACCAGGGGGAUCGACCGCCCGAUCAACAGGAACCACUCGGACAAGAGGACCCUGUCGCAGAAGCCAUGCGGGACACUGUUCGGACAAUCCGGCGACAUCGAAUCAUCGACCUGAGCCUGUCACUGCGUCUAUUCGCAGAUGAACUCAGGGCCUGGUUCGCUAAUGGUGCCUAUCUUUCUGAACCUAAUAACAGGCGCCAGAAUCAACCCAGUUCUUCAUUUUUCACGACAGUAGAAGAAAUGUUAUUACGAGGUCCUGUUUACAUUCUCAAAAGAGAUCGAUUCUCAUGCUAUGGUCUCUCGAGCGACGUCUCGGCGCCAGCAUACGGGCAUUAUCCUGUCCCUCCUCGCGACAUCUACAAAGACGCUGGCCGCCCUGAUGAAUCGUCCGUCAUAACCGCCAGUGUUGAAACUAUAACAGCGACCCUAGUCUCCGUAUUCACGUUUCUCCUGAGUCAACCAAGAGUCCUUCGCAGACUGCAGAACGAAAUAGACAAUAUGCCGCGGUUCUGGGACCGAACAACCGUUCCCCACUCGGGGGACAUGACAGGAGCCUUUUACCUAAACGCCGUUUUUAAGGAGACAAUGAGACUGAUCUUACUCCAAAACCACCCUACCGGUAUGCGAAUCAAAACCGGACCUCGCGAUAUACCGUUACCGUCCACACGGAUACCCCAAGGAACUACGGUGAUAUGGCACCCGUGCCUUAUCUUAGCGAACAAGUCUAUAUAUGGAAACGACCCGGCUACAUUCCGCCCUGAGCGUUGGCUUGCUGUGGAUCGGCGACAGCGCGCUUUUAUGGAAGGAUCCCUUUUACCGUUUACGGCUUGUACGCCUCAUUGCCCUAAGUUAGAGGCUGCUUGGUUACAAGCGAAGAAGGCGGUUGUUGUGCUGUUGCGGGAGUUUGACGAUAUUCAUUUACUCCAGAAUAGAGACCAGGACGUGAACUUGGAGAUUCCUAAUUCCCUCGAGUCGUCCUCCAUGUUGGUUGAGUGUCGACCCAGGGUUGCUAGAGGCAGGGGCUACUUUGGAGAGCUGGCGUGA
Molecule: messenger RNA, 1335 nt
Organism: Aspergillus puulaauensis
Lineage: Eukaryota; Fungi; Ascomycota; Eurotiomycetes; Eurotiales; Aspergillaceae
Product: putative cytochrome P450 monooxygenase
Exons: 3
Coding region: 1-1335 (444 amino acids)
Molecular function (GO): monooxygenase activity; iron ion binding; heme binding
Source: RefSeq, a predicted model, not a curated record